Molecule: messenger RNA, 3931 nt
Organism: Chelmon rostratus (copperband butterflyfish)
Lineage: Eukaryota; Metazoa; Chordata; Actinopteri; Chaetodontiformes; Chaetodontidae
Product: vasopressin V2 receptor-like
Exons: 7
Coding region: 348-1841 (497 amino acids)
Biological process (GO): G protein-coupled receptor signaling pathway; positive regulation of vasoconstriction; regulation of systemic arterial blood pressure by vasopressin
Cellular component (GO): membrane
Molecular function (GO): peptide binding; vasopressin receptor activity
Source: RefSeq, a predicted model, not a curated record
CACACACUUGUGAACUCCAACAGAGGAAGGACAAUACAGUCAGAGAGCUCACAAAGGACCAGCUCAGACCCUGCAGAACUCCGCUGUCACACUGACACAAUCAAAAGAAAAACGAAGUGACGUUUUAUUGUGCGUACUCCCAAACUCAUUCAGGAGCCAGCUGGUUUUACGCUGAGCAGAGGGACUGGGAUUGCCAGCGCUGACGAUGUGAAUGGUUUGGGUAAAACCUGACAGCUGUCUGACUUCUUGUCACCGCUGAAGUGGAUCAUAACCACCGAGACGAGAGCAGAACACACCGGGAGAAAAGGACACGCGUGAGAAAGUUUACCAUGCACUGACAACAAGGAAUGGAAAGCAUCAGCGUGGAAACGGACUGGGAUGGGUUAGCCCUCUCCUCUCUGGUCGUCACAGGAAGGAACAACUUCUCUUCCUCGUCUUUGUUUGUCUCUGAACUGAACUCCCUCAAUAGCUCUCACAGCCGGGGAUCCUUGUUCGGGAUCUUCCCUGAGAAUGGCUCCACCACCACGCCUCACACCUUGCCCCAGCCCAGGGUGAGGGAUCUGGGCCUGGCCCGCGCCGAGAUCGCGGUACUCGGGUUGGUGCUGGCUCUUACCACCCUGGGGAAUAGCUUUGUGCUGUGGGUGCUGCUGAGGAGAAGGAAACACAACGCACCGAUGCACGUGUUCAUGGUCAACCUGUGUGUGGCUGACCUGGUGGUGGCUCUCUUUCAGGUACUUCCCCAGCUUAUAUGGGACAUCACAGAGAGGUUUCAGGGCCCUGACUUGCUCUGCCGGUCCAUCAAGUACUUGCAGAUUGUGGGCAUGUUUGCCUCCUCCUACAUGAUAGUUGCCAUGACAGUAGACCGGCACCAUGCCAUCUGCUGCCCAUUGCAGGCUUACCGUGGGGGAGCAAUGUCCCGCUGGAACACCCCUGUCAUGGUGGCCUGGGGCUUGGCUCUAGUCCUCAGCAUACCGCAGGUGUUCAUCUUCUCUCGCUCAGAAGUGGCUCCCGGGGUGUACGAGUGCUGGGGUCACUUUGCUGAGCCGUGGGGCCUGAAGGCGUACGUCACCUGGAUGACCGUGGCGGUCUUCCUCCUGCCCGCCCUCAUCAUUACCAUCUGUCAGAUAAGAAUCUUUCGAGAGAUUCACAAUAACAUCUACCUGAAGUCAGAGAGGAUGGUGAUGGCUGAGCUGAAGAAGAAUGAAAUCCUCUUCCGCUUCCACAGCUUCAAAAAGGAGGAUGAGAGGACCAGGGACAGGGGGAGACGGGCGUCGGGAGGAGGGGGCAGGGACGGGAGGGGAGGACAGCUCUUAAAGGGUGUGAAUAACAACCCUCACAAUAACAGCCAUUUCCGUGGUGAACAUGUGACCACAGCGACAUCGCCUACACAGCAGCAAAUACUGAGCAGCUCAGAUUGCCAGGAGUCCUACGCGUCCUACGAGCUGGCCUCAGGCUCACCCCGCUGCUCCCUUGACUACGCCCCCCCUCAACCCCCAUCCACUCCACCUCCAAGCAUCACUAAAGCCAUGUCCAAGACAGUGAGGAUGACCCUGGUCAUCGUGCUGGUCUAUACUAUCUGCUGGUCACCUUUCUUCAUUGUCCAGCUUUGGGCGGCCUGGGACCCCAACCCUCCAGAUCAAGGAGUGGCCUUCACUAUCCUGAUGCUGCUGGCCAGUCUGAACUCGUGCACCAACCCGUGGAUCUACACAGCUUUCUCCAGCAGCGUGUCCACGGAGCUGCAGAGCCUGCUGCACUGCCGGUCGGGACCUGGCCGCCGGGGCUCCCUGCCUGACGACUCCACCACCACACACACCUCCACCACCAAGGAAAGCCUGUACUGAUAGAGACUACUGAGACAGAAACACACAGAGAAGACGUGCAUGGGCGCAAGGACUCGGCCACCACCACCACCUCCGGCGUCGCAGCCUGAGAACAGAGAGCUCUGACCUGUACCAGAUGUUUCCAACAACAAAGGACAGCUGUACUGUCAACAGGACCUCCAUCUGUAAUCACCUGUCCUCUCCACCCCAGCAGUGAGGAAGGGUGUCAUUGAAGAUGUCAACACCACUUAAUGAGGGCACUGUGGAAUAUACUGUACAGUGACAGUCAGUGACAGCAUCUGCAAUGCAAAAUGGUCUUGAAAGUAAAGAGAUUUUCACCUUCACUGCGGCUGAGCAGGUCCCUGUGCAUUGAUUCAUGUGAGAAAAACUGCUCAGACAGAGAAGAGCUGCAGGAAUGCAAUGGGUGGAUCACUGCAUUAAUGGCCCUUACGGCACGCCUAAUGUACAAAGCAGCAGACAAAGCUAUGGGUGUAGAGAAAACAAAGCAGCAGGCUGAGGGAAAAGGAAGGAAAGACACAUACAGACAGCAAGAGAGGGAGAGCGAGACUGCGGCUGGACGGAGAACAGACAGGGGAUGACAUGGAUGUUACAGCUGCAGGAGCAGACCUGAGAAGGCUGUAGUUGAAAUCUAAUAAUGUGAACAAACUUUGUUAAAUCAAACAAAAGUGGAUUACAGACGGAGGCUUGAGGCUGAAUUCAUAUUCGCUCAGGAGGAAUCCGGUUCCGAAGAACAAUAGCGAUUUGUUAGCAAGAAGGAUGGAGAUUCACUCAUGAGGAGGGCGCAGCAGAGUCGAGACACUGCCCCACGAGGAGCUGGAAUACUGCGGACAGGAGGAGGGGUGGAGGUGGGGGGGCGCCUGGGAGAAUACAAAUGAACAAUCCAGGUUUCCUCAACCAUGCAGGACACAAUUAUGUGACUGUAUAUUGUACAAACACAGCAUAUGAGGUACAUGAAGUUACCUUCCUGCCACGCUCUCCUGAAUGUACGAAUCAAGAGCACGAACGUUAAGCAGGAGAUACAGGAAGGAACCAAACACAACACAGCAAACAGCAUUCCAUGUACAGUGAUGAACAAUGUAAAGUAUAUUUAUUGAACAUGUAAGGCACAUUGGAUGUUAUCUCAUUUUGUGUAAGGUAAACGUUGAAUGUAAGUCUCGCAAUGGUAGCGGCCCGAUAUGUGUGGUAGAAAACAAGUCAAACCAAAGACAUUGUGAAGCUCGACUGUGGACUCAAUAUGACAAACCUUCAGCAUUUCAAGUGAGAAUACUCCCGGUCAAACCAAGUGCCUGGGCGUUUGUAGAGGGGCCUCCCUCACAGGAUUUAUCUUCGAAUGAUGUCAGCCAUGUUAUUCUUAGACAGAACAACCACCAGGGCAGGAAUCAUAGGAAAUGUUACAUCACACCAUGAGCCAUGUGUGCUUUAAUCUGUUUAUUUAUUGUUGUGUAAAUGAAUAUAUAUAUAUAUAUAUAUAUAUAUAUAUAUAAAGAGAGAGAGAGAGAGAGAGAGAUGUGUACAUAUGUAUAGAUAGAUAAAUAGAUAUAUCAGUUCCUGUUACGGCCUUAUGUUUGUGUACAGUUUUUAUAUCACAUUUUAUUCUUCGUAAAGAGUAAUGUAUUACGCCCCUCAACUGCAUGACAGAUUUAAAAUUGUAAUGUUAUGACAUUUUUUUCAUAAAAGUGCGAUUAUAUAAGUUACUAUACACACUGUAGGUAACAACUUUCUGUGUGUAUAAAUUAGGGUUAUAAUUUACUGUAUGUGGUCACACUAUUCAUUUCAGUCAAGAUGUUCCUGUAAAUGACGGCGUGCUUUUUUGAAAUGCUGCUUACUCAUCUUGAGCCAGUUCAACGCAUCCUUAUUUCAUGAGAGAGCAGUGUCAUGCGUGUCGGCGGGACAAUGCUGGGAUGCUUUCAAGGUGUCUCAGGAGCAGCCGUCUGGGUCGAAAAAAGGCCUCACCUUUUCCUCUGUGUGGCCAGGGUGUUUGGGCUUUCAGCACGCCACUGUGAAUUUGUUCCCGAGACACAAGCCUCGGCUUUGAUUCUGUGCCAGAUGAAAGGCCGCAGCAACAACCGUCCCGUGUCUUACUUUGUUAU